AUGACCUCCUCAAAACCGGCCGAGCACAACAACAUCCCCUCCUGCUUUACAGACACCCACGGCUUAAUAACCGCUACAACAACGACGUACAAAACAAUAGAGACGGUCUCCGUACUUACUGUCAGAACGCGCAGCUGGGACGCAGGUCUCGGCGCGAUCGUUCGGCCCACCGUUGGCGGCGAGAUGCGGCCGUUUAUGACGCGUAUGUAUAGAGCGCACAAUGAAGCUGUGGAACGGCUGGUGGGUGAGUGUAUGGGUCGUAGAAAUGCGGCUGUGGCGAUGCGCUUUGAUAUAGCGAGCUUUGAGGCUUGUGUGCACGUUUGUGCUUAUGAGACUGUUUGUCGGGUUGAGAGGGAUGGGGAGAGGGAGGGGGAGGACGACGCGGCAAGGGGUGGUGGUGAUGAGGAUAUUCAACCUGUGGUCUGA
Aspergillus puulaauensis is the source of this 426-nucleotide messenger RNA. RefSeq lists its product as uncharacterized. The record is from RefSeq and is a predicted model, not a curated record. NCBI's taxonomy places the organism in Eukaryota, Fungi, Ascomycota, Eurotiomycetes, Eurotiales, Aspergillaceae. The transcript has a single exon. Bases 1 to 426 code for a protein of 141 amino acids.